AUGUUAGCAUUUUUUGUCAAAAAUCUUUAUUUAUUAUGUAUAAUUUUUAUCAUAUUAUUUACGAGUUACUAUUGUGAGGCUAAAAAUUACUGCAAUUCAAACAUUUGCGAUAAUCAACACACAUUAUGUAAAUUUAAGUUAAACGAACCAGCGCAACGUUGCGUCGAUCAUGAAAAAACGAUUAAAACAAAAAAAGAUAAGCAAGAGAUUUUGGAUAAGAUAAAUAGCCGUCGAAAUAGGGUUGCAUCGGGCGACAUUCGCUCAUUACCGGCGGCUGAAAAUAUGCUUAAAAUGGAAUGGAACGAUGAGUUAGAAAUUUCAGCACAGCGAUGGGCCGACCAAUGUAUGCCGUAUAAACAGCUAGAUAUUAAAGACUUUUGUAGAGAUUUAGAUAACGUUCAUGUGGGUCAAAAUAUUGCGACAGUUGUUGGGGAAUCAACAAGUUUAACGCCAGCAAUAUUGGUAGACGUUUGGUAUAUGGAACUUUUAAAUGUGAACGCUUCAAUUAUUUCUCGAUAUCGCCCAUCAAAUCAAUCGCAUCUUAAGCAUUAUGAUUAUUUUACGCAGCUUGUUUGGGCUGAAUCUAAUUUAGUAGGCUGUGGUGGUGUGAAGUUUCGGGAGCGUUUUGAUAACGGAAAACAAAAUAGAACAAUCAAUAGAUUGAUUUGCAAUUUCGCACCUGGUGGUAAUCAGUUCAUGAGAUCAGUAUACAUUGAAGGUGUAGCUUGUUCUCAUUGUCCCUUCGGUGGAGUUUGCGAUCCUACAUAUACCUGCUUGUGUAACUUUAAACAACCAUUGAUUAAGCAACUUGAAAUAAAUGACAAUGAAAAAGGGUUAAACAACCAUAUUCAAAAUGUGAUAUUGAGCGUUUCGACGGGGGAAAAUUAUAAAAGUAACGCAACUAAUAAUAAUACACGUAACAUUGAAAGUAAAAUCUUGACAACUUUUAGUUUAGAUAAUGAAGAUGAAAGUACGACAACGUUUGAUUAUUUUGCUCAAGUUUUAAAUACAGUAUAUUCUACGGAGACAAUUUCGACGGGCACAAUAAUAACUUGCAAGGAUAUAAUGCCAGUUGAAGAUUUCAUUGAAGUUUUUAAAAAAAGACUUCUUAAGGAUCAGGUACUCAAAGAAUUUUUCCUAACAUCUAAAAUGUCUGAAAAUAAAGAAAACUCUGAUGGCGCAUAUACUGAUGCUAGUGUAGCCGAUUUUAUGGGUCAGAUAUAUAGUAAAAAGGAAUCACCUACAACUUUGAAAGCAACGGAGUCUGCCUACCUAAACUCAACGUUACUUGUUGAUUUGGUAGAGGCUGUUAUUUUUAGAAAUAAUGAUAAAAUAUCAGCCACAGAAAAAGUAGAACAAAAUAGUAAGUUUCAGUCUCAUUCGGAUGUAAAUGCUAUUAAAAUUAAAGCUGAACUUGGACAGGUUAAAGAAAAUUUACAUUUUACUGGACAUUACUUCUUCCCUGAAGAUGAUAACGAUCAAGAUGUUAAAGAAACAACAGAGUUAUAUUACGAUAUUUCAAGCAUGGCAGUAUCUGAUAUUGAAUUAGAAAUAGAAAACUUAAAAAGGAAUAAAGGUACUAAAGAUUUUCUCGAAGAAAUUCUUGAAUCUGAUUACAACACAGAAAAUUUGUCUAAAAUUGAAGUGCUCUCGCUUAAUACUACGCAUUAUAGUGAAACUGGGAGUGAAUAUAAUUUAUAUGGAAAUUUAAAAACAAGCCCAACAAAAACGUCUGUGUUACUCAGCCCUUUCUUGAGAAAAAAGCGAUGUCACAAAAAUGUAAUAAUAAAAAGAAAUAAAGGAAUAAGUCAUAACGAUAUUGAAAGUAAAGAUUUUAAAUUGAGGAUCAAUGAAACUGCCAUUCACUACAUUGACUAUAAACAUUUAUUGAAAAAAAUCGUAGCAGAUUUAAAAAUCCUAACAUUAAAGGAGCAAUUUCAUUGCACUGAUUUCGCAAUUUUAAAUUCGUCGUCUUUAUGUUCUAUUAGUAAUUUAUUCCUAACAUUAUUGUUUCUUUUUUGUUUGUUAUUAAAUUUUAACUAA
Molecule: messenger RNA, 2043 nt
Organism: Parnassius mnemosyne (clouded apollo)
Lineage: Eukaryota; Metazoa; Arthropoda; Insecta; Lepidoptera; Papilionidae
Source: the annotation of a GenBank genome assembly